GCUUCAACACUGAGACUCUCUCAUAACAGCAUGGACAAUGGAGAGAGGUUGUGAGCGCUCUGAGCCUUGUGUGUGAGCUUGUGAUGAUGCUGCUGCCUGCAGGUCACAUGACCUACUCCGUUAGGACAGGACUCCUGUUCUUCAACAUACUUCUGCUCACCAAAGCUGACUCUCCACCCAAGUUCACGCGGAACCCCACAGAUCAGAUCGGGGUGCAGGGGGGUGCCGCGUCCUUCGUGUGCCAGGCCAAUGGAGACCCCCAGCCCAGAAUCGUGUGGAGCAAGAAGGGCAAGAAAGUCAGCAACCAGAGAUUUGAGGUGAUAGAUUUUGAGGAUGGCUCAGGGUCUGUGUUGAGGAUCCAGCCACUGCGGACCCCUCGAGAUGAGGCCAUCUACGAGUGUGUGGCCACCAACAGCGCAGGGGAGAUCAGCACCUCCACAAGCCUUACUGUCUUAAGAGAGGAUCAGCUGCCUCAGGGCUUCCCCUCCAUAGACAUGGGCCCGCAGCUGAAGGUGGUGGAGCGAUCUCGCACCGCCACCAUGCUGUGUGCGGCCAGCGGCACGCCAGACCCCGAAAUCACCUGGUUCAAGGACUUCCUCCCCGUCGACACCAGCAACAACAAUGGCCGAAUCAAGCAGCUACGCUCAGGUGCACUCCAGAUUGAUCAGAGUGAAGAAACAGACCAGGGGAAGUAUGAGUGUAUUGCUACCAACAGUGAGGGAACACGCUACUCUGCUCCUGCAAACCUCUACGUGAGAGAGCUGCGAGAAGUGCGGCGUGUGCCUCCCAUGUUCUCCAUCCUGCCUCGGGACAGUGACAUCAUGCCGGGCGGCAGCGUGAACAUCACGUGUGUGGCGGUGGGCUCCCCCAUGCCCUACGUCAAGUGGAUGCUGGGCUCCGAGGACCUGACGCCGGAGGACGACAUGCCCAUCGGGCGCAACGUGCUGGAGCUCACCGACGUGCGCCAGUCGGCCAACUACACCUGCGUGGCCAUGUCUACUCUGGGGGUCAUAGAGACCGUGGUUCAGAUAACAGUCAAGUCCUUACCCAAAGCUGCGGGGACGCCGCUGGUGACGGAGCGCACGGCCACCAGCAUCACGCUGACGUGGGACAGUGGUAACCCCGAGGCCGUGGCCUACUACCUCAUCCUGUACCGGCCCAAGUCCUCCGAGGACCCCUUCAAAGAGAUCGACGGCGUGGCCACCACCCGCUACAGCGUGGGCGGACUCAGCCCCUACUCCGACUACCAGUUCAAGGUGCUGGCCGUCAACAACAUCGGCCGCGGGCCCCCUGGCCAGACCAUUGAGGCGCGCACGGCCGAACAGGCGCCCAGCUCCGCCCCCCGUAAGGUCAGAGGUCGCAUGCUGAGUGCGACCACGGCCAUCAUCCACUGGGAGGAGCCGGAGGAGGCCAACGGGCAGGUGGUGGGGUACCGCGUCUACUACACCAUGGACCCCAGCCAGCACGUCAACCAGUGGGACAAGGAGAUCAUCCGAGGAGCCAACUUCAUCACCAUCCAGAGCCUGACGCCCAACCGGACCUACUACAUCAGAGUGCUGGCCUUCACCUCGGUAGGAGACGGACCCCUCUCGGAUGACCUACAGAUCAUAGCCAAGACUGGAGUUCCCUCUCAGCCCACAGAGUUUAAGGCUGAGGCUGUGUCUGAGACCAGCAUCCUCCUCUCCUGGGUGCCUCCUGCUCAGACCAGCCCAGAGAACCUCAUCACUGGAUACGAGCUCAUUUACAGAAAGAGCAACGAGGCAGAGGAGCAGAAGGCGACCUUCGACCCCAGCACCAGUUACCUGCUGAAGGACCUGAAGCCCUUCUCCUCCUACACCUUCCAGCUGGCCGCCCACAGUAAACACGGGGUGGGCGCGUUCACCAGUGAGGUCACCGCUGACACCCCUCAAACCCAGCCCGUGGCCCCUCCUCAGAAGGUCACGUGCGCCAGUCCCAGCUCCACCAGUGUUCUAGUAAGUUGGCUCCCCCCGCCCGAGGCCUCUCAGAACGGAGAGAUCACCGGCUACUCCGUCACGUACUCCCCCCUGAGGGACAGAGACAACGGCACGGCCCAGAGUGUCAGCGUCGACGUCGGCAGCCCGCUUCCGGAAGCUUCCACCUUCCUGCUGCAGGGCCUGGAGAAGUGGACCGAGUACAGCGUGAGCGUGAGCGCACUCAACAAGGCCGGCGCUGGACCCCCCAGCCCCGCCGUCGUCGUCCGCACCAAGGAGGAUGUUCCUAGCGGGCCUCCACGCGGUGUACAAGUGGAGGUCAUAAAUUCCACCACUGCCAAGGUGAUGUGGCGUUCUCCUGUAGCUAAGCAACAACACGGUCAGAUUCGGGGGUACCAGGUGACCUACAUCCGUCUGAUCAGAGAUGAGCCGGUGGGGCAGCCAUGCAUCAGAGACCUGCUCACUGCAGGGUCAAAGGAGCUGCUGAUCUCCGAGAUGGUGCCUGAGACCUCGUACACCGUCUCUGUGGGAGCUUACACCACUAAAGGAGACGGGGCUCGCAGCAAAGCCAUCACCAUCACCACUCCUGCCCCACUGCCGGAGAAGCCCCGCCUGACGGUGAGCCAGCCCAAACUGGGCAUCGCCCUGCUCCAGUGGCACCCCCCUCUGAACCCUCAAGGCCCCGUGCUGGGCUACCGGCUCUCCUUCGGCCGGACCGACGGCCCGCCGCCGCCAGGGCUGGAUCUGCCCGAGCAGGACCGCCGCUUCUCCGUCUCCGACCUGCAGCAGGGCGCCACCUACUGCUUCCGCCUGGCCGCCCGGAACAAGAUGGGCUUCGGUCCGGAGGCGGUGCAGGAGCUCUCCACCCAGGAGGGGCCGCCUGCCGGCUACCCGCCGAACACGCAGGCCGUCGGGGCCAACGCCACUGCCGUCUCCCUGGCCUGGGCGGAGGUCGCGCUCGGCGAGCGCAAUGGCGUCGUUCUGAGCUACUUGGUGUGCUACCAAGGCAACGGGAGCGUGGGGAAUGACUCGGGGGAGGUGUGUGUGUCCGCGGAGGAGCGCGCAGUGACUCUGACGGGCCUGCGGGCAGACACUGUGUAUGAUGUGAGAGUGUGUGCGCACACCAGCAAGGGCCCAGGGCCCUACAGCCCACCUGUCCAGGUCAGGACAGAGUCUCUGGAGGAGGAAGUGUUCGCCACAAACUUCCGGGUGAAAGCUGCCAUGAAGUCUGCUGUUCUUCUCAGCUGGGAGACCCGAGAGAAGCUCAACAAAGCCCAGCCUUUCACGAUCCUAUAUGGGAACAGUCAGAGUGUGGAGCUGGAUGGGCGUCUGAAUAAGAAGCUCAUCUCUAACCUGCGUCCAGAGACUCAGUACUCCUUCCUGUUGACCAGCCGUGGCCCCAGUGCCGGGGGCCUCCAGCACCGCGUCAGUGCCGUCACGGCUCCCGACCUCCUCCGCACCAAACCCAUCCUCGUCAGCCGCACCGACACCCAGGGCACCGUCACGGUCAAGCUGCCCACACCGCAAGGCACCACCAAAGUCAGGGGCUUCUACAUCGUGGUGGCGCCCCUGAAGAGGCAGCGAGGGGGAAAGUUCCAGAAUCCCUGGAGCAGCCCGGAUGACAUGGAUCUGGAGGAGCUCCUAAAAGAGAUCAACAGCACCAGUAAGGGUUUGCGAAUCCGGCGCCAGGCUGAGCCUCGGCCUUACAUCACCGCCCACUUCCAGAAGCUUCCAUCCGAGUUCACCCUGGGCGACGGCCACACCUACGGCCACUUCCUGAACCGCGCGCUGCUCAGCGGACACGAGUACACCUGCUUCGUGCUGGCCCUCCUGGAGCUCUCUGAAAACACCGUGUACGCCACAAGCCCCUACUCCGACCCGGUGGCCACCUCUGACCUGGACCCGCAGCCAAUCGUGGACGAGGAGGAGGGCCUGCUGUGGGUGGUUGGACCUGUGAUGGCAGUCAUCUUCAUCGUCUGCAUCGUCAUCGCCAUCCUCCUGUUCAAGAGCAAACCCGACAGGAAGCGUGCUGAGGUGGAGGGCAGAAAGUGCAGCUUCCCCAGUAGCAAGGCCAUGAGCUCCCACCAUCCCACUGAUCCUGUGGAGCUGCGGCGCAUCAACUUCCAGACCCCCGGCAUGGCCAGCCAUCCACCAAUCCCUGUCAGCGAGCUGGCAGACCAGCUGGAGAGACUGAAGGCCAAUGAUAACCUCAGGUUCUCCCAGGAGUAUGAGUCCAUUGAUCCAGGACAGCAGUUCACCUGGGAGCACUCGAAUCUGGAAGUGAACAAACCCAAGAACAGAUACGCCAAUGUCAUUGCCUACGACCACUCUCGAGUCUUGCUGUCCAGCAUUGAUGGUAUGCCCGGCAGUGACUACAUCAACUCCAACUAUAUUGACGGCUACAGGAGGCAGAACGCCUACAUCGCCACACAGGGCCCACUGCCCGAGACCUUCUGUGACUUCUGGCGCAUGGUGUGGGAGCAGCACACGGCCAACGUCGUCAUGAUGACCAAACUGGAGGAGAAGUCCAGGGUCAAGUGUGAUCAGUACUGGCCCAGUCGAGGCACAGAGACAUAUGGACUCAUCCAAGUGACUUUAGUGGACACCCUGGAGCUAGCCACAUACUGUGUCAGGACCUUCGCCAUGUUCAAGAAUGGCUGCAGUGAGAAACGGGAGGUUAGGCAGUUCCAGUUCACCGCCUGGCCCGAUCAUGGCGUCCCAGAACACCCCACUCCCUUCCUGGCUUUCCUGAGACGGAUUAAAGCCUGUAACCCUCCAGACGCUGGACCCAUGAUUGUUCACUGCAGUGCUGGAGUGGGUCGCACCGGCUGCUUCAUCGUGAUCGACGCCAUGGUGGAGCGCAUCAAGCAGGAGAAGACGGUGGACAUCUACGGCCACGUGACUCUCAUGCGCUCGCAGCGCAACUACAUGGUGCAGACGGAGGACCAGUACGUCUUCAUCCACGACGCCAUCCAGGAGGCCGUCACCUUCGGCACUACAGAGGUGCCCGCCCGCAAUCUGUUCGCCUACAUCCAGCGGCUGACACAGAGCGAAGGCUCCGACAACGUGCCUGCCAUGGAGCUGGAGUUCAAGCGUCUGGCUGGGGCAAAGGCCCACACGUCGCGGUUCGUCAGCGCCAACCUGCCCUGCAACAAGUUCAAGAACCGACUAGUGAACAUCAUGCCCUUUGAGUCCACCCGUGUGUGUCUGCAGCCCAUCAGAGGGGUAGAGGGAUCAGACUACAUCAACGCCAGCUUCAUCGAUGGGUACAGGCAGCAGAGGGCCUACAUGGCGACUCAGGGGCCCCUGGCAGAGACCACGGAAGACUACUGGAGGAUGCUGUGGGAGCACAACUCCACCAUAGUGGUCAUGCUCACCAAACUCAGAGAGAUGGGCCGGGAGAAGUGCCAUCAGUACUGGCCUGCUGAACGCUCUGCCCGUUACCAGUACUUCGUGGUGGACCCCAUGGCUGAGUACAACAUGCCCCAGUACAUCCUCCGAGAGUUCAAGGUCACAGAUGCCAGGGAUGGGCAGUCUCGCACUGUCCGGCAAUUCCAGUUCACGGACUGGCCUGAACAAGGAGUGCCAAAGUCUGGAGAGGGAUUCAUCGAUUUCAUUGGUCAAGUUCACAAAACGAAAGAACAGUUUGGUCAGGAUGGACCAAUUACAGUCCACUGCAGUGCUGGUGUCGGCAGGACAGGAGUGUUCAUCACACUGAGUAUCGUGCUGGAGCGCAUGCGCUAUGAGGGAGUAGUGGACAUCUUCCAGACGGUGAAGAUGCUACGCACCCAGAGGCCUGCCAUGGUGCAGACGGAGGAUCAGUACCAGUUCUGUUACAGGGCUGCUCUGGAGUACCUGGGGAGCUUUGAUCACUAUGCAACAUAAUCGCCUCUCCCUCCACCUCACCGGCCAGGGGAGCUGCUUCGGUGCCACCCCUAGCAGCGCCCACGCCCCUGCCCACGCCC
This is a messenger RNA of Clupea harengus (Atlantic herring), 5917 nucleotides long. It is a transcript of the gene ptprdb, whose product is annotated as protein tyrosine phosphatase receptor type Db. Gene Ontology annotation, molecular function: protein binding; protein tyrosine phosphatase activity. The transcript has 34 exons. The record is from RefSeq and is a predicted model, not a curated record. Lineage: Eukaryota; Metazoa; Chordata; Actinopteri; Clupeiformes; Clupeidae. The coding region runs from base 84 to 5837 and encodes 1917 amino acids. Gene Ontology annotation, biological process: protein dephosphorylation.